Molecule: messenger RNA, 1859 nt
Organism: Betta splendens (Siamese fighting fish)
Lineage: Eukaryota; Metazoa; Chordata; Actinopteri; Anabantiformes; Osphronemidae
Gene: spon2b
Product: spondin 2b, extracellular matrix protein
Exons: 6
Coding region: 173-1180 (335 amino acids)
Biological process (GO): cell adhesion
Cellular component (GO): extracellular matrix
Source: RefSeq, a predicted model, not a curated record
CUGAAAGACAUAAAUAGGCGAAAGACGGCUUCAAGCCUCGCAGUCACUCUUCCUGACAGCCACAUCCAAGCUCUCCUCUCCCUUCUCCUCACCUCCAGCCCUCCUCUUCAUCUGCUGCAACCCUUCAUCCAUCUGGACCCGGUUCUUCAUUCUUCCCCAAACCUUUAUCAUCAUGAAGACCACAAGCAUCUUCUCGCAGGUGCUUUGCCAUCUGAUUGCCAUGACGCUGACCCUGCGCCAAGGCGUUCAUCCACUGCCGGUUCCCACUGACAUUCCCAUAUGCACCGCCUCAGAAACGGCCCAGUACAGCCUAACAUUUACUGGCAAAUGGACCCAGGCAGCUUUCCCUAAACAGUAUCCCGUCUACCGUCCCCCGGCUCAGUGGUCAAACCUUAUUGGUGUGACCCACAGCUCUGACUACCACAUGUGGCAGCGUAAUGACUUUGCCAGCAACGGAGUGAGAGAGUUCGCGGAGAAAGGCGAGGCCUGGACGGUCAUGAAGGAAGUUGAGGCGGCCGGCGAGCGCAUUCAGAGCGUUUAUGGGAUCCUGUCCGCUCCCGCUGCCGUGGGAGGGACCGGCCAGAUGAACACCCAGUUUGAGGUCUUUGCCAGGCACUCGUAUCUGUCAUUCAUAGUUCGGAUUGUUCCAAGCCCAGACUGGUUUGUGGGUGUGGACAGUGUCGACCUGUGCGAUGGUGACCACUGGAAAGACAACGUGUCGCUGCACCUCUACCCGUACGACGCCGGAACCGACAGCGGAUUCACCUUCUCCUCUCCAAACUUUGAAACCAUGCCACAGGACAGAAUCACUCAGAUCACCGCUUCGUUUCCCAGCCACCCAGCCAACUCCUUCUACUACCCGCGCCUUAAGCACCUCCCUCCCAUCGCCAAGGUGACGCUGACCAAGAUAAAGAAGACCAACCAGAUUAUUAGCCUGCUGCUGGAGCCCACCCAGUCCAACCAACUGCCAACAGGAAACGAGAUUGAAGACACACUCAUAAACACUCCUCUGGACUGUGAGGCGUCAGUGUGGUCUCCUUGGGGCCUGUGCAAAGGCAAAUGUGGAGAGUCAGGUGUGCAGCACCGCACACGCUACAUCCUCAUGCACCCCGCCAACAACGGAGCAGUUUGCCCCCCGCUGGAGGAGGAGAGGAAGUGCUUCCCAGACAACUGUUUAUGACUAGGCCAAGAAACCCGGGACAUGAAAGACAGAAAAAAGGGGAGAGACAAGAAAGACAGAAAGGCCAGAAGAGGAAAGAAAGGACGAAGACGGGGGAAACCGCAAUAGAAAGAUAGUAGUGCGUUAGCAGAAAUAGUAUGAUCCUGAUUUACUUUCUGUUGAAGUAACCUAUUGCACUGAUUUAACGAGCCUCUCAUCCUCAAGACAAACUGAUAGCUCUGACAGUACUAGAAAGGUGUAAUUUGGCAAAAUUGCUACUAGACACCAAUUUAGUUUUGGCAGAAUAUCAAAACUGUCUACAGAUACAACAACACGGUUUUAGACAGACAUUAAAAGUCUAUUUGCUUUAACUUCCAAUCCCUAUAAAUGAUAAUUCAUCUGAAGUCCACACAUCCAAGAAAAACCUGAAUAAGAAAAUUCAAAUAAUUUAAGCAAAGAAGUACCAACAGAAAAGAAAUUCAGACUUGAAUCCAAGCAGUGUUGUUUAUCAAGGCAACAUGGAUGUUUUCGUCAAGAACAGAACAUAUUUAUUAACAGGAUUUUAACCUGUAGUGUACAGUAUUAAAUCUGAUGUAUUGAUCUAUAUUGUAAUGUUUGUAUUCAUUUAGGUUAUAAGAUAAUAGUUUAAUGCAGAAAGCAGUUUUUUAAUGCUUUGUAUGAUCAAUAAAAUGUAAAUUGA